AUAAUAACCUUGAAUUGGUUGCACUACUAACCAAAUCCACAUUCCAGAUAGUUAGGUUGUUUUAAAUGGAAACUUGUAGGGUUUUAUCAAUACAGAGCCAUGUGGUGCGAGGAUAUGUAGGCAACAGAUCAGCAGUGUUUCCACUCCAGCUUCUUGGGUUUGAGGUCGACUGUAUUAAUUCUGUACAAUUUUCAAAUCAUACUGGUUACCCCCACUGGAAGGGCCAAGUUCUUAAAUGCAAUGAAUUAGAAGAGUUAUACGAGACAUUAAAACUAAAUGAGUGUAUUCGAUAUGAUUACGUGUUAACAGGUUACUGCCGAGACAAAUUAAUGCUCCGAAAAAUGGUUGAAAUUAUUAAAGAAUUAAAACAGAUUAAUCCAAAGCUUAUUUAUGUUUGUGAUCCAGUAAUGGGAGACACUUGGGGAGGAGAAGGAAAAAUGUAUGUGCCAGAAGAUGUAUUACCGGUAUAUAGAGACGAAGUUAUACCUAUCGCUGACAUCCUAACUCCUAACCAAUUUGAAGCGGAAAUUUUAACAGAUAUUAAGAUCACAAAUGAAUCAGAAGCUAUUGCAAGCAUUGAGAAGCUGCACACGUAUGGCCCAAAUACUAUUGUAAUAAGUAGUUCAGACCUUGGGCAGAAAACCUCUUUGAUUGGAUAUGGCAGCAAGCACUCAAAAUCAAAUGGAACAAAAAAUCAGAGAAUUAAACUUGAAAUGCCAAUGAUUGACGCAGCGUUCGUUGGGUCAGGUGACCUAUUCGCUGCGUUGCUUUUGGCUUGGACACACCGUUUCCCUGAUAACCUAAAACUAGCACUGGAAAAAGUUAUUUCUACAAUGCAAAGAAUUCUUGUCAGGACAUUAAGCUCUGCUAACGGUGAAAUAGAAGAUGGGAAGAAACCGAACUUUAAAAACCUGGAGCUCAGAUUAGUGCAAAGUAAGCGUGACAUUGAAAACCCAGAAAUGUGCGUAGAAGCUGUUACUUUGGAAAGAUGACAUGGAAUACUAAACACUAGAAAUACUUUGGUUAAUUUUCGUCGAAACCCAUCGAAAAUAAUUAAUUAGCUUUGUAGAAUUUAAUAAAAAAUACAAUUUUAUGGUGAUAAAAGUCGUUAAAUUUUGGUAUAAAUAUUUCAUUUUUAAGUGUUGUUUGAAAACUUUAAAUGUGAUUGUUUUAUUGCUUUAUAAAAAUAGAAUCAUGCGUUUCUAAAAUUCCAUCUCAAAUUAAAUAUCGUAUUUGAAACAUAAUUAUAUUUUAUGCAAAGUUAGUGUUUCUUUCAAAAUAUAAUGCAUUCCAUUUUCAAG
Molecule: messenger RNA, 1301 nt
Organism: Ciona intestinalis (vase tunicate)
Lineage: Eukaryota; Metazoa; Chordata; Ascidiacea; Phlebobranchia; Cionidae
Source: RefSeq, a predicted model, not a curated record